AUGAGCCUUGGAGCCGGUUGAAUAGGAACAGGAGGAGAAGGUUUAAGCGCACACUCGAGGGCUCAAACGUGGAGCUGCCGGGAGGGAAAAGGGCUCCCAGCUGAAAGGGGACUUGCUCAGCAGUGGCAGGCAACCAUGGCUUCAAAUUUUAAUGACAUAGUGAAGCAGGGCUAUGUGAAAAUCCGGAGCCGAAAACUGGGGAUGUAUAGAAGGUGUUGGUUGGUGUUUAAGAAAGCCUCCAGCAAAGGCCCAAGAAGAUUAGAGAAAUUUCCCGAUGAAAAGGCAGCAUUUUUCCGGAACUUCCACAAGGUAACUGAGCUGCACAGCAUCAGGAACAUAAGCAGGUUGCCCCGAGAGACAAAGAAACAUGCUGUGGCAAUUAUCUUUCAUGAUGAAACAUCAAAGACAUUUGCCUGUGAGUCAGAGCUGGAAGCAGAGGAGUGGUGUAAGCUUCUUUCAGUUGAGUGCUUAGGAUCCAGACUCAAUGAUAUCAGCUUUGGGGAGCCUGAUCUUUUGGCAGCUGGUGUUCAAAGGGAACAAAAUGAGCGGUUCAAUGUGUAUUUGAUGCCAACCCCCAACCUGGACAUCUAUGGAGAAUGCACCAUGCAGAUCACACAUGAGAACAUCUACCUAUGGGACAUCCACAAUCCCAGAGUAAAACUUGUCAUGUGGCCGCUCAGCUCUCUCAGGCGGUAUGGAAGGGAUUCGACAUGGUUUACAUUCGAAGCUGGCAGAAUGUGUGAUACAGGAGAGGGACUCUUUACAUUUCAGACACGGGAAGGAGAGAACAUCUAUCAGAAGGUGCAUUCAGCGACUCUGGCCAUCGCCGAACAACAUGAGCAACUGAUGCUGGAGAUUGAGAAGAAAACACGGCUGCAAUCCAGUCCGAGUGAGGAGAUGACACUAAUGACGAUAACACUUCCUCGUAGCGCGUACUGGCAUCACAUCACCAGGCAGAACAGUGUCAACGAACUGUAUAGCUUACAAGGGAAUGAAUUAAAUUUGACAAAGGUUCCUCGAGCACAGACCUUCCCCAGCUACAUCUCAGAACAGAGUCACGAGCACCAACACUUAUUAUCUCCAUCUAGUGGCUACGGAUCGAGCUACAGCUCUGGGCUGGCCCAGUGAUGUGCACCGAACAAUGGGAGGAGUCACUGUGAGCCAGGCCACGUGUUACUGAGACAAGCCUGAAUGAGUAACAGUGAGGGGCAAGGACUACAUACAGGUGAAACACAACAAGACUUGGAUGGCUUUUGCUGUACUUGAAGCAUUCAGGUGAUAGACUGAAUAUUCAUAGGCUUAAAAAUACAUCUUUUUUUAAUAUUAAUUGGCUCCCACCUGCUGAUAACUACAUACCUCCUUGGGACAUAGAAUUUGAUGUAUAAAAAAUGCAAUGUAGAGUAUUUUUAAAAUCCAGCUGCUGUAAAACAUAGCUUCUGUGUGUUAAACACAAUUGUUUGCAUAGGUCUGAAAGUGACGAGUCAAAUUGUCUGUGUCUGCAACAACUGUCUAACAGUGCUUCUGUUUCUAAUACUAAUUCAGGUAUUGCUUUCAGAUCUGCCCUGCAGUUAUUCCCAGAUAUCAAAUAGUUUUUCUCAGAAACAAAUGCCCAAGACUGUUUUCAUUCUACAUCAGGUUGCAGUGUUUUUUGAUGCUAUUUUGUUUAUUGAGGAGAAUUUUCUGUGAAGAAUAAGGGCUCUGUGGUUCAAUUUUGAUGAAGGUUUUGUGUGUCCGGGGAAGGGGGAUGUGAUGGGUGGUGGGGAAUGAUGGGGUCGUAUGAGGGGUUUUUCACAGGUUGAACAUAAGACUAUGCAGGUGGUUUUAAGCUUCAACUGCAACAACUGUACACAUGAAGAACAAAAUAAGGAAAUUGAUAAUUCACUUUAGGACAAA
Amblyraja radiata (thorny skate) is the source of this 1893-nucleotide messenger RNA. It is a transcript of the gene dok6, whose product is annotated as docking protein 6. Gene Ontology annotation, biological process: cell surface receptor protein tyrosine kinase signaling pathway. The transcript is spliced from 8 exons. NCBI's taxonomy places the organism in Eukaryota, Metazoa, Chordata, Chondrichthyes, Rajiformes, Rajidae. The record is from RefSeq and is a predicted model, not a curated record. Gene Ontology annotation, cellular component: cytoplasm. The coding region runs from base 136 to 1128 and encodes 330 amino acids.